UCCCGCAGCCACCAAUAAUUCGCACACAGGCCCAUAGAGCCCCUAGUAUCCUUCCGGAUGUACUUGCAAAUCCCGAUUGGCAGCCCACAAAUUCUGCAGCACCCAUACUUCCCCCAUUCACUGCCCAACCCGGAAUUCAGGUGGAAACAGAAAAUGUAACUACUCCCCCUGAUUUUUUGUAGCCGUUUUUCACGGACGAUCUGUAUGCAUUGAUUGUGGAUCAAAGCAAUUUAUAUGCACAACAAUUUAUUGCCGCCAACCCAAAUUCAAACCUUGCCAGACCAUUCGCAUGGAAACCCAAUACAGUUUUAAAUUUUUUUUGGGGCCUAACCCUCAACAUGGGCAUUACUAAAAAAAUGAAUUGUGGUUAUAUUGGUCCACAUACCCGAUUAAUCAUAUGCUCGUGUUCUCUGCCGCCAUGGCCAGGCAUAGAUAUGAGAGUAUAAUGUGUUUUAUGCAUUUCAAUGACAAUUUCAACGACAAUACACUCUGUUGUCCUCGGGGUGACCCUGAAUUUGACCAGCUCCACAAAAUUCAGCCCCUCGUAAAUCACCUUAACCAAAAAUCUAUACUCCCCAGCAAAAAAAUCUGCGUUAAUGAGUCCCUCAUUAAUUUUUGUGGCCGCCUUGCAUUCAAACUAUUUUUUCCCAGCAAGCGUGCCAGAUAUGGGGUCAAGAUGUAUAAGACCUGUGAGAGGGCAAUAAGCUAUACAUAUAAGUUUCGGAUUUACGAGGGAAAAGAUCACAUGGAGUCCCCCAGAUGCCCAGACCACAUGGGGAGCAGUGGCAAGAUAGUUUGGGACUUGGUGUCAUCCUUCUCCAUAUGGAGUACCACUUAUACGUGGACAAUUUUUAUUCAAGCGUGCCACUAUUUAGACAUUUGUACAAUCUUG
Messenger RNA from Staurois parvus, 892 nucleotides. The record is from the annotation of a GenBank genome assembly. Lineage: Eukaryota; Metazoa; Chordata; Amphibia; Anura; Ranidae.